AUGCUUCUCGCAUCUCAGCCGCCACCCUGCUCGAGGCAGCCUUAUUGGCAGAAGAUUCCUUUCUGGAGAGAUGUGUCUGAAGAGCAGUUCCUUAGCUACAGGUGGCAGGUUGCUAAUACAAUUCAAGGCACAUCGAAGCUCGCCGCCUUCCUUUCGAACGUUUUACCCGACAACAUACCACAUGCCUUACCCUCUAGCUCUCGUCUUGGACACAUCAAAACUCGUAACACGCUCAUCGAGGAUGUUUUGGAGGGCGUUACGAAAGCCCCAAUGUCCCUUCGGGUGACACCACAUAUCAUGAGCAUGAUAGACUGGAACAAUCCACUGGAAGAUGCAAUAUGCCGCCAGUUCUUCCCACUGGGUUCCAAUAUCUUGCCAGAUCAUCCUAUGUUGACGUUAGAUUCCCUGCACGAGGAGGCAGAUUCACCUGUUCCUGGGCUUGUGCAUCGAUAUCCUGACAAGGCGUUGUUUCUUGCGACAUCUGUUUGUCCAGUUUACUGCCGUUUCUGUACACGGUCCUAUGCCGUCGGUGCAAACACAGAUACUGUAGCGAAACAUUCACAGAAACCUUCACGGAAGCGAUGGGAAGCCGUCUUUUCCUAUAUCGAGCAUACUCCAAACAUAACCGACAUCGUCGUUUCUGGCGGAGACGCGUACUAUCUACAACCCGAACACAUUAUGGAGAUUGGAACUAGGCUCCUAUCAAUACCUCACAUUCGUCGAAUUCGGUUCGCCUCAAAGGGCCUCGCGGUCUGCCCAAGCCGAAUCCUAGAUACCACCGAUACUUGGGCCGCGGCUCUGGUUGCUUUGUGCAGUCAAGGAAGGCAGGUAGGCAAACACGUUGCGUUGCAUACCCACUUCAACCACCCGAACGAAAUCACAUGGGUCACCGAGCUUGCGGCACAAUGUCUGUUCGAAAAAGGGGUCGUGGUACGAAACCAGACUGUCUUGCUAUGUGGUGUCAAUGACAACGUGAAUACCAUGAGCUUUCUGAUCAGAAGACUCGCGGAUAUGAAUAUACAACCGUACUAUGUUUACCAAGGCGACAUGGUCCGCGGAGUAGAGGACCUCCGAACCCCUUUACAGACAAUACUUGAUCUAGAACAACACAUCCGAGGGACGAUCGCGGGUUUUAUGACUCCGUCUUUUGUUGUAGAUUUGCCAGGCGGUGGUGGUAAGAGACUUGCGGCAUCAUACCAGACCUAUGAUCGCGAAUCUGGUGUCUCGACUUUCGUGGCUCCCAGUGUCAAAGGCGGGCAAAAGGUGUACAAAUACUAUGACCCAAUUGCGGGCGACUGAGAAAUUUCUAUCUCAUCAUUAUUUCGAUGUUUCCAAGUUUACUAGAGCUUUUAUUAGUCGAGUUUAACGCUUUGUUGGCUGGUAUUCUGCACUACUUCGUAGUGUAAGGCAAUCUUGAAGUAAAAGCCGCGUUUCUUCUCUCUCUCCGGUAAUACUCUAUUUCUUCUAAAUUCUACUUCAAUCACUAGGACUCCAAUUAGCUCUUCACGGUCGCUCUGCUUGCUACGGAC
This is a messenger RNA of Mytilinidion resinicola, 1529 nucleotides long. RefSeq names its product kama family protein. The transcript has 7 exons. The record is from RefSeq and is a predicted model, not a curated record. NCBI's taxonomy places the organism in Eukaryota, Fungi, Ascomycota, Dothideomycetes, Mytilinidiales, Mytilinidiaceae. Gene Ontology annotation, molecular function: catalytic activity; iron-sulfur cluster binding. Bases 1 to 1299 code for a protein of 432 amino acids.